CAUGUUUUUUAACGAAUCAAUUCAGUUUCGUUUGUUUCGUUCGAUGACCUUGUAAAUGUCAGUUUUAUGUUAAUAGCUGAAUCGAAGUUAACUGAUAUUUAAAUAAUUAUUGAUACAGACGUCACUGAGAAAGUUGGUAGUAUUUGUUACGACUGUAUAUACGAUAUGAAAAUUCCACAAUUGCUAUUGCUUAGAAAUGGCAGAUGCAGAUUCACAAUUGAAGCGGCUCUUAUUGCCAGCAGAAGAGAGUCUAUUUGAUCAAUUAUUAAGAUUUGGUCUAUAUAUUGGUGCAGUAUUUCAAAUUAUAUGUCUAUUGGCCAUAGUGGUUUAUCAAGCUGGCCCUUCUGAUAAUGUGGCUGCUUUAAAGGAUGACCCAAGCGAUGUAGAGUGCUCAGAAAAUAGUCCUCAGGUUACUCCAAGAAGACCACAUAGACCAAGAAAGCAAGAAAAGAAAAAAAGACGUUGAAUUAUUUUAUACAAUUUAAUAUAAGUUAAUAGUCUAAUUACUAUUUUUAUCUUA
This is a messenger RNA of Osmia bicornis bicornis, 520 nucleotides long. Its product is annotated as protein anon-73B1. Bases 197 to 466 code for a protein of 89 amino acids. The record is from RefSeq and is a predicted model, not a curated record. The transcript is spliced from 3 exons. NCBI's taxonomy places the organism in Eukaryota, Metazoa, Arthropoda, Insecta, Hymenoptera, Megachilidae. Gene Ontology annotation, cellular component: membrane.